Molecule: messenger RNA, 2217 nt
Organism: Fusarium redolens
Lineage: Eukaryota; Fungi; Ascomycota; Sordariomycetes; Hypocreales; Nectriaceae
Product: cytochrome P450
Exons: 1
Coding region: 1-2217 (738 amino acids)
Molecular function (GO): oxidoreductase activity, acting on paired donors, with incorporation or reduction of molecular oxygen; monooxygenase activity; heme binding
Source: RefSeq, a predicted model, not a curated record
AUGACCUGUCCUUUCAGCAACCCGAGAAACCUCUUCGACGACCUCGCUACAGCCCGGGAAACACCAAGUAUAGAAUACAGCGAGAAAUUAGGAGGUUAUGUGAUCUCUCGGUACGAUGACAUAGUCUCAGUUCUCGAUAACCCGAGCGCAUUCAGCUCAAGGCCCACUGUACCUGAUUUCCCACCACAAGUCAAGCGAAUCUUCGCAAAUAAGGUCCCAGAAAGGGGAACUUUGCUCGCGUAUGACAAUCCUGACCAUGAUAGGUUGAGAAAGAGCGUAGCAUCGUUCUUCGUGCCUAGGAGACUAGAACGCUUUGAACCGUUAUUACGAGCCACAGCCCAUGAUCUGAUAGAUGGGUUUGUGGAAAAAGGUUGUGUCGAUAUCAAGAGCAACUUUGCACUCCCGCUACCUUUGCGGACUAUCGUUAUAGUUGCUGGUCUUGACCCAUCGCGAUGGCAAUGGAUCGGAAGAUGUCUCGCGCUAUUUGGAGGAAUUACCCAGACGAACGAGGAGUUGAGUAUUCAGCAACGAGUUCAAGAUGUCUUGGAUCUCCACGAAUACGUCGCCAAAGUCAUCGAAGAGCGCAGGACAGAUCGAAGAGAUGAUCUUAUCAGUCAUAUCUGGAAUGAAAGAGAUGCUGGAGUCGUGGAGAUGACAGACUAUGAGCAUCUCAGCAUGAUUCCAGGACUGCUCUUAGCAGGACAUGAAACAACCACCAACCUCCUCUCAAUGGGCAUAUCACAUUUACUGCACCACGAUCUAUGGGACGCCGCCACAGAAAAUGAAGAAUCAAGAAAGACUGCGAUUGAAGAACUUCUUCGAUACGAGUCUGCCAUCACAGGAAUGGAACGCCUUGUUAAAGUAGAGUCAAAGAUCGGAGAUCAUAUUGUCCAGCCUGGCGAGAAACUCUUUGUUGCAUAUAACUCUGGAAGUCGAGACAGCACAAAAUUUGACACUCCAGACAGGCUGGACUUCAAAAGACAGCAUAAGCACCAGCAUCUUGGCUUUGGACGCGGCAUUCAUGCUUGUCUCGGUGCGCCUUUUGCAAGGCUUCUUCUUCGAACUGAACUUGCAGUGCUUAGACAGCGCCUACCGAAUUUGAGGCUGAAAACACCAUACAAAGAGAUUCAAUACUGCAGGGUUCAUUCUGGUCGUGGGCCAGAAAAAGUUGAGAUUGAAUGGGAUGUACCAUCUUUGGAAGAGAUGCGCGUUAACGUUGGCCAAGCCAAUGCCAACUCCACGCUUCGGGCUUCUGCAAAGACGGAGGAACUGGAGAUGGUCGUUAGAAAUGUCGAAAAUGUUACAAAAAGGAUAGUUCGCCUGACGCUCUGUCCCAAAGAUGGUGGGAGGGUACCGAAGUGGUCUCCUGGAUCACAUAUCGACGUUCAAGCUGGCAGUAUUGGCUAUCGUCAAUACUCCAUCUGUUCAAAGCCUUCUGACGAUCAGCACAUACAGAUAGCGGUACUUCGAGAGAACGAUACUGGUGCCUCAAAUUGGAUCCAUGACAACGCGGCUAAGGGAAGCCAAAUCUCAGUUCGAGGACCACGCAACCAUUUCAAUCUCGAGUUUGGGUCCCGCAAGACCAUCUUCAUCGCUGGUGGUAUCGGAAUCACUCCGAUAAUACCGAUGGCUGAAGCUGCUAAAAAGGCUGGUGUUGACUACUCCAUUUUGUACCUCGGACGAUCGAAGAGCAACCUCGCAUUUGUGGAUGAGUUGACGAAAAAGCAUGGAGAUCGCUUCAAGCUUUGGGUCAGCCAAGAUCAAGGCGGUAGAAGGUUUGACUUGAAAUCAUUCCUGAAACAAGAAGAUCUCAGCGACCUUCGGGUAUACUGUUGCGGACCAGAAGCCCUCCUCACAGGGGUCGAAGAAGCCCUGGCAGACGCACCGUCCGGAGUCCUGAGACUCGAACGCUUUGCCGCACAUGACACUGGAAACACGAAGCCAAAUACUUCAUUCGAUAUCGUGUUAACUCGAAGCAACAGAACGCUAAGAGUGCCCGAGGACAAAUCCGUUCUGGAGGUGAUCAACGAAGCAGGCGCUGGAGUGCUGUCAACGUGUAGUACUGGAGUGUGUGGAACUUGUGAAGUGAGAGUUCUUGAUGGGCUUAUUGAUCAUAGAGAUGUUGUUCUUACGCAUUCUGAGAAAGCGGAGGGAAAGAGUAUGAUGCCGUGCGUUUCGAGAUGUCUGGGGAAGAAGUUGACAUUGGACCUUUGGUGA